GUCCAACGCUCCUCGUUUCACCCGACACAUUUUCAGUCAGCGCUUUUGAGCGCGCUCUCAUGCCGGCGCUGCCGUCGUCCACCUCUGAGGGAGAUGGCAUGCUGGACGUGCAGAUCACGGGCGCCGAGGAGCAGUUCACCUUGUCCCUGCACGACGGUCUUCGGGGCAAGGAGCUUCUGACCAUGGUGCGUGAUCGUCUUCCAGUGAAGCCUCGCUGCACUGUCCAGCUCUGGACUGCCGAGGAUCGCCAGGUGAUCUUGAAUCAGACGUUGAAGGAGCAGGGGCUUGGCACUUCCCCGAGUCUUCAGCUCUCCUACUCCUAUGCUUCUUCGGAUUUGUGGCACGCCUUUAAGAUCCUCGAGGGUGAGGUGGUCCGCGAGGUCGACCACCACGCCUUGGACGGCGUCGUCCACGUGCAGUACGCCAAGCACCUGAUCAAGCACGUGACCUUGCCGCCCACGUUAGAAUCCCUUAAAUUUGGGGAUGUCUUUUACCAUGGCGUGGACCGCUUGGCCCUGCCCAGCAAGCUGGUGUCCCUGGCGUUUGGCCGGGACUUCGACCAAGCCCUGGACGGCAUGGUGUUCCCCGAGAGUCUGCGACACCUGACCUUUGGUCGGGAGUUCAACCAAAGCCUGGAAGAGGUGGAUCUUCCAAAGAUGCUCGAGAGCUUGGUAUUUGGAGACAACUUCAAUCAGAGCUUGGACAAUGUGUCCCUUCCGAGCAGCUUGCAAUACUUGACCUUCGGGCUGGAGUUUGACCAGCCACUACAGGAGUCCAAGCUGCCAGGGAGUCUCGUAUCUCUGAUCUUUGGGAACAACUUUAACCAGACUUUGAAUGCGGCGAGGCUCCCGGAAGGGCUGAGGAGGCUGAAGUUCGGGUAUCACUUCAACCAGAAGAUCAUGCCCAGAUCUGGUGGCUGCAUGAGCUUCGGGAAGGCGGUGCCUUUCCUGAGCAACCUGGAAGAAUUGACGUUUGGACGGUCCUACACAGAGGAUUUGAGUCGAAUGACCUUUGCUAGCACCUUGCGAAGCCUGAAGUUUGGAGAUGGCUUCAAUCAGAAUCUGCUGAAGCUGCAGCUUCCAAGCUCUCUCGAGUCUCUUUCCCUUGGGGAAGGCUACAAGCAGGAGUGGAGCAAGGCCGCUUGGCCGUCGGGCUUGCGGAACUUGACGGUGGAACAGAACUUUGUGACCAAGGGCGGCGUGAAGGUCACCUUUCCCGAAGGCUUGGAGAGCCUGUCCUUCGGUGGAGCCUUUAAUCAGAGCUUCGAGAACGUGAAGCUACCGGAGAAGCUCAUCAGCCUGAGCUUCGGCCGUGAUUUCAACAAACCGCUGCAGAGUUUGAGCGCCCUCCCGAGCCUCCAACGCUUGGUCUUCGGCCGCGACUUCAACCAGAAGCUGGACGUGAGCUUACCUCCGACCCUGAAGACCUUGAAGUUUGGCCUGAAGUUCAACCAAUCCCUCGAGGGCAUCGUCUUGCCCCAGACCUUGGAGACCUUGAGUUUUGGUGCCUACUUCAAUCAGCCCUUUGACCUGGAGCUCCCUCCCAACUUGAAGACCUUGGUCUUUGGCGAGCACUUCGAUCAGCUGAUGGACGGGGUCAAACUACCCGACAGCAUCGAGUUCCUGACCUUCGGCGAGAACUUCAACCAAGUGUUGGACAAUCUGACCUUGCCCAAGAAUCUGCAGGAGUUGACCUUUGGCGUUUACUUCCAGCAGAGCUUGGACAAAGUGAACCUCCCGGCCUCGUUGCGGAAGCUGUGCUUCGGCCACGGCUUCAACCGAUCCUUGGAGCACACGGCGUUGCCCUCGGGCCUCGAGGAGAUGUGCUUUGGGGUGAACUUCAACCGGAACCUGGAGGGCACGAAGCUUCCGGCGAAUUUGCAGCGCUUGAGCUUUGGGCGUGACUUUAAUCAGAAGCUCGACAGAGUGGAGCUGCCAGCGAACCUGGAGAGCUUAAAGAUGGGCUUUAGCUUCAACCGAGAGCUGGACAAAGUGAAGUUCCCUCCUGGACUGCAGAGCCUCACGUUGGGGGAAUCCUUUGCCCAAAGCUUGGAGAAGGUCUCUUUCCCUCGGAGACUUUCGGACGAAUGCGGCGGAAACGGUCAUCCAGAGGUUCAAUUUCUGAGCGCAGCGGGAGGAGACUAAGAAAGCUUUUAAUUGAACUUCACCAAUCCGAGGAGAUCAAGAAACGUUCUGUUGUGAAGCAUUUGCAGUAACUCUGGGAAUUCCUGGCCGGGGUUCAGGCAUUUGAUGCAGCGAACCAUCUUGAGUGUAUUUUUGGCCUUAUGCAGUUUGGGAGACCGACACUAGAGCACCGUAUCCACCAGCAAACUAAGAUUCUUGAUGUGUUGUGCUUGGGGCUAUUUCGCUUUGGAGCGAUGAGGCAGACCAACCCAACAUUGAACUGCAUACAUUGAACAACCACUUCAUUAUUAUUAAUUGUUCCUCGGUAUAUACACACAUGGACGCAGUAUAUAUACAUAUUAUAUGAUAUGCGUGCUUAUGAAUUUCAUUCCGACCAGGAAUCAAAGUAAACUUGUGCACAGUUCAUGGGCAGACGACACCAGAAUUUGGCAUCACAAUUCGGUUAACUGUCCAUUCUACCUGCCGAUUUGUGUGUAUGGGUUGUUGGAUGCGCGCAAGCCUGAUAUGCCUUUGAUUCGCCACCAAUGGCUAGUUCAGCCAUCGAACAUUUUUGAAUUGAAUUUCACAAUGUGUGCAACAUGGCCACGGACUUUGAACUGUCAUAGUUGGACUUGGUGGCGUCCUGAAUCGACUAGAAUCAUAGGAAUCAUAGAGUAUGGAACCUGAACAGAGGACCGAUUUCCUUUGAGAAACACUAAACCUUUUUAAGCUCCUCACCGUGGAAAACCUGACCCAAGGCCUGCGUUGCUUGACGCUGUUGGGCCUCAUGUGGCCCAACCUGGAUUCCAACGAUCUUCCGGACUUGGAGCAACUCCACUGUCGUGGCAUCACCUUGGGCUUCCACCCGCUCUGAGCGCGAGCGACGGUGACAACUCCGUCAGCGUGCGGCUGCUGCAAGCUGCUGCGAGCAAGCUGCUUUCUGCAGAGGAGCUUCAAGCUGGCCGUUUUCCGGCUGUUUCUCGCCGGGGCCGGGGUCCUUCCUGAAGGGAAGACUCCCCCGCCCAGCAUGUUCUCUCCCUUUUCAGCGUCUCGUCACCCGUUCGAGACACUGUUUCGGGGGUGAGAUAAUGAAGGGCUGUGGAAUGUCGACUCCGAGUCAGUCCAUUGUGUGAAGC
Messenger RNA from Durusdinium trenchii, 3259 nucleotides. NCBI's taxonomy places the organism in Eukaryota, Dinophyceae, Suessiales, Symbiodiniaceae. The record is from the annotation of a GenBank genome assembly.